Messenger RNA from Callorhinchus milii (elephant shark), 3878 nucleotides. It is a transcript of the gene cracdl, whose product is annotated as CRACD like. Bases 399 to 3488 code for a protein of 1029 amino acids. The record is from RefSeq and is a predicted model, not a curated record. Lineage: Eukaryota; Metazoa; Chordata; Chondrichthyes; Chimaeriformes; Callorhinchidae. The transcript is spliced from 10 exons.
GUGCGGUGUGUGCGUGUGUGCACUGGGAGGAGUGAUUUACAGAAUGAUUGAUGUUUAAUGGACCUAUUGGCAUGAAUAAAUUCACUGGGGCUUUCAAAAUGUACCAUCAAAGAGGGCGUGUUAUAUAUACAGUAUACGUGAAAAAAAUAUAGGGAAGGUAAAGUCAAGAAAGUAUAAACCUCACUUAGGAGAGAUCACAGCAAGUCCGACCUGCCUGGCGCCUGUCUCUGGAGCAUUUCAGCAAUGCACAAGGGGCUGAUACAGGCAAAGCGCUGGUUUGAGAGAGGCUGGUGAGACAGAAAGAGAAGAAAGGAGAGAGAGCGAGAGAGAGAGAAAGAAAGAAAGAAAGAAAGAAAGAGAAAAAGAGAGAUCCCGUGGCAGAGUGAAGGAAGGAAAACAUGGCAAAGUUUUACCAUUGUCUGCGCGGUGAUUCAAGUGAGUACACCAUCACGGCCACGGGUCUGACAGAGAUCAAGAUGAACGAGACCGAAGGCAUCAGUGAAGACGCCUCAGAAAAGAAGAAGUCCAAAUUCAAAUCGUUCAAGAAGCUGUUCAUUAAAAGGAAAAAGAAAGAUUCUUCAACAUCUUCAACGAAGAAUAAUUUGAAACAAAGCCAGUCGACCAGUGAUGUCACGUUUCCUGAGUCUCACAUUCAAGAAUUCGACUCAGAGACUGAAUCAAGUGCUCCUAAAGGUAUCAUGGGAAUCAGAGCCUUCUCACACGACAGUAUCUUCAUCCCAGACACAUCUGUGCCAGAGCCUGUGGGGAGCAAGCAAGUGUUUUCUCAGGAGAAUGUAUCUGCGCCGAUCAGGGCCUUGCAGUUAAAAGUUCAGCAUAAUAUUAAACUGGGACUUCCUUCGUCAAUCGCAGCAAAGAGAAUGGAAGAUCCUGGGGUUAGUUCUGAAGACGAUGGGUUACCUAGAAGUCCUCCAGAAAGCUCUCCACUACAUGAGAUCCUAGCGCACAGCUCAGUAGCCAAGAUGUAUGCAGGAUCGGGCUGCAGGCCAAACAGCCCCCACUCUCCGGUCUUUCGGUCAAGGACGAGUUCUGGGUCUCUGAGCCCCACGUUGAUGUUGAUUCCGAUCUCGCCUUCCGACACCUCUCUCCCCUCGCCCACGGCGGAUUUCAGCUCCCCAGCUGUGUUCACCACCUGCCUGGACACUUCAGCCGCAAGGCACAAACUCGCAGUGAAACCUCGAAACCAGCGGUCCACAAGUAAACAGAGAAGGCAUUCAAAACCACUGUCUGGUAGCGUGAGCGAGUUGAUGUAUCCCUUGUCUGAGAAGGAAGAGAAAAAUGAAGAAGAAAUGAGGGAGGAGGUUGAGGAGGUGACUGCUGCUCCUGAAAUAAACGUCAUGCGCAUAGCAGAAAGUGGUAUUUCCUCUGUGGUACAGAUUCCACCUGAGGUGGCAGUGUCAAGCAGCCCAGAAGCUACAGAUGUUUUAGAUGAAUAUUCGAGUGAGUCUUCCAGCCUAGAUGUCACGGAACAGCAAGAUACAAGUGCCUUGCUUAAUGUUGCUGAUGCCAGGACUACUCAUCGAUCCUCUAUACCUACAUUUGGACCAGAGACUGAAGAUGAUGUCACGUUAACGGAGUUUGAGUCACCGGAGGUGAAUGUUGCACAUAAUCCACAAGUGCUUGAUAUUGUGGAUCCGAUGAUACUAAGGGAAGAAAGCUCUCCUUGGGAAGCUGACGUGAAGUCCACAGUGCAUGAGGUCCAUUCUUGGUCUUUGCCUGUUGACCCAUCCUGGGCGAGCAAGACUGCGUGCCUAGCGAGCUCCACGUUGCUCUCAGAUGCUUCAAGCCCAUUGUGUUCUGACUCUGAGGAUCAGUCAGGCACCUCUGCGGUUAAAGAACUUGAUGACAAGGACUAUGUGGAAGAGAGUUUACCUGUUUACAGGGUACACACAAGAAUGGCAGCAGCACCCACAGAACCAUUUGUUUUGGAAGCCUGUUCAACCAGGCAGGAGGCAUCGAAACACCAAACGCCAUCUCCGAUAGAGCCUGAAAUAUUCAGCCGUGUCACGUUGACUUGUGCGUCUGAGGUGUGCGUCCGAGAUGAAGAAAUGGUGAGAGCAGUGGCUUCAGAAGGCAUUCCCAGCAAUGAGGAGGAUUCGGAGAUCACAGUGUUCAAGGAAACGAAUGCUAAAACCUCAGAAGACACACCCGCAAGCCAGCAGCAAUCAUUAUGGACAGGAAGCCAGAGCUCUUUCAAAUUCUCCAUCACCUCCGCUAGGAAUAGGAGCGGCCGACGCAGCAGUGGGAAAUGGAUUGGAGAUGAGCCGGUGGGAAAUGCGGACAAGUUAGAGCUUUCUCAGAAGUCCAACGCUUUGCCUAGAGAGGAGGAGGAGGAGGAGGGGAAGAAAGAAUGUGACCUGGACAUAGCUGUUUCUCGUCUAUCUGAGGUCAAAGCAGAGACACAUAAACCUGAGCAUCAGCUGGAACACAAGCCAGAAAGGUGUGAGAAGAGAUGUCUGGAGAAGUUGGUUGAAAAGUCCGCGCCUGAGACAUUCAGCAGCCUUCCAAAGUUGCACGAGCCUUCAGCGGACAAGCCUUUCGAGAAUGUCAAGGCAGAGGAAGCGACAGAAGGGAAGAGGGAGGAGGCUCCAGGCCUUUUUGGGGUGAAGCUCCGAAGCACUUCUCAUUCCCUGAAGUACAAAGAGAGCUCGCAUUCUGAGGUGAAGGAGGUGGGGAAGCGACAAUGUGCUGAGGUGGCUGUGGAUUCUGAUGGACCUGUUUCGCAGCCUAAGGUUGAAAAGGAAGACGUCAAAAAGCCACGUACUGUGACGCUUCCCUCCACGUUAAAGGACAAUGGGAAAACCAAAGCCAAAUCUUCGGAAAACCUUGCCGUGAAGCCACCGUUGCCUAAAAAACCUUCGCUGCAAAACGUCAGCCCGUCUAUUCCGGCCCCUGACAAGCUGAGCAAACCAGUCAAGACCACCACUCAGGAAAGACAGAAGGACACGGACAAAAGCAUCAGUAAAAGCCCCGAAAAAGGGCAACCUCACGUUAAAAAUGGCCAGGAUAGUGAAUCUCCUCCAGAGGGCUCCAGUGUGCCAGCGUGGGUCAGCAUGGCCAAGCAGAAACAGAAGGGAUUCCAGGUGCAGCACAAAGAAGUUAAAUUGCAGGUUCAGGACAUCAAAGCCACUAGUGACUGGCAAAUCAAAGACAAGGAGACUGCAAAACCCAUGGACGAAUUCCGAAACAGUCUGCGGAACUCUCCUCCUUCCUGCAUACUUCUCACUCCAGAUCCCAAAGCAGAACCGAAGCUCAGUGUGGUGGAGCCUCCGGCAACUUCUGUCCCCACUCCUGCCUUGGUGCUGUUUUCGCCGACGGUGGACGACCAGCCCCCUGUGACCGGUAACAAGGAGGGACGAGAUCAGCCCAGCAAAGAGAAGCUGUCUCCGCCAGCCAGCCAGCCCUCAUGGAUGGAACUCGCCAAGAAGAAAGCGAAAGCCUGGAGUGACAUGCCUCAGAUAAUCAAAUAGAGCUGCUUAGCCACUGAACCUCCAGUGCUGUCCGCCAAGGGGCGCUCCAAACAUUUAUUUCAAUGAACGAACAAACAAUUUAUUGAGUCCAUGUGUCCAUUUAUGAGCACGGAAGCUGCAAGCUGGGGACUAGAUUGUGUCUGAUUGAGGACCGGGAAAGCGGGAGAGAUGAUUGAGCGGACAUUCUGGGCCAAGUCUGAAGCGGGAGGCAACUAUACCUGAGCGAAGUUUAAGAAAAUUCGAAACUCGUAGUUUUUGGAACCAUUUUUGUGGGGAGAGAGGCUUUGAGAUAAGAACUGAUGCCAACUUUUUCAACCACAAAAAAAUAAUCGGCAUCACCAAUCAACCUGGAGUCUGCACAAAACCACAUUGAUCAGCUCACCCCGAAAA